Messenger RNA from Penaeus indicus, 638 nucleotides. RefSeq names its product aromatic-L-amino-acid decarboxylase-like. The record is from RefSeq and is a predicted model, not a curated record. Gene Ontology annotation, cellular component: cytoplasm. Bases 1 to 588 code for a protein of 195 amino acids. Gene Ontology annotation, molecular function: aromatic-L-amino-acid decarboxylase activity; pyridoxal phosphate binding. NCBI's taxonomy places the organism in Eukaryota, Metazoa, Arthropoda, Malacostraca, Decapoda, Penaeidae. The transcript is spliced from 6 exons. Gene Ontology annotation, biological process: catecholamine metabolic process; serotonin biosynthetic process; amino acid metabolic process.
AUGUCGAGGACGGACGGAUGUACCAGGAACCAGAAUGAAGAUGACGACAAGGACGAGCAGCCACCAAGAUGCAAAAGCCAAGUUGGGUCACCCUUGAGGUUAAAAAACACCCGUGAUGUAACCGAUGCUUUCAAUGUGGAUCCUCUGUACCUCAGGCAUGACCAUCAGGGCCAACAGCCUGACUACCGGCAUUGGCAGAUCCCAUUAAGCAGGCGUUUCCGUUCUCUCAAGCUGUGGUUCGUCAUGCGGUUGUAUGGCAGGCAGGGACUGCAGGACCACAUUAGGAAGCAGAUAGCAUUGGCUCAUGAGUUCGAAGCACUGGUACGCGAAGACUCUCGCUUCGAAAUCUUCUUCCCAGUUACUCUUGGACUGGUGAGCUUUCGCCUCAAGAACGAAAGCAAUGACGUGAAUGAUAGUCUUCUAAAAAGCAUCAAUGCAAGCGGCAUCAUCCACAUGGUUCCUUCCAAGGCCAAGGACACAUACUUUCUCAGGUUCGUAGUGUGCUCCAGAUUUACGGAACACGAAGAUAUUGUCAGAGCCUGGCAAGAAGUGAAGAAAAUGGCUGACAAAGUACAGACCAAGCAUUAACAGAUAUCUACAAAGAAUCUCCCCUUCAGGACACCAUGGUGAUGGCCCUU